Molecule: messenger RNA, 654 nt
Organism: Komagataella phaffii GS115
Lineage: Eukaryota; Fungi; Ascomycota; Pichiomycetes; Pichiales; Pichiaceae
Product: 60S ribosomal protein L1
Exons: 1
Coding region: 1-654 (217 amino acids)
Biological process (GO): translation
Cellular component (GO): large ribosomal subunit
Molecular function (GO): RNA binding; structural constituent of ribosome
Source: RefSeq, a predicted model, not a curated record
AUGUCCAAGAUUUCUACCACCCAAGUCCGUGAGCAUGUCAAGGAGCUUUUGACCUUCUCCAACGAGACCAAGAAGAGAAACUUCUUGGAGACCGUCGAGCUGCAAGUUGGUCUUAAGAACUACGACCCACAGAGAGACAAGCGUUUCUCUGGUUCUUUGAGAUUGCCUCAAGUCCCAAGACCAAACAUGAACCUUUGUAUUUUCGGUGACGCUUUUGACGUCGACAGAGCCAAGUCUUUGGGAAUUGACGCCAUGUCCGUUGACGACUUGAAGAAAUUGAACAAGAACAAGAAGUUGAUCAAGAAGUUGGCUAAGAAGUACAACUCUUUCAUUGCUUCUGACGUCUUGAUCAAGCAAGUCCCAAGACUUUUGGGUCCACAAUUGUCGAAGGCUGGUAAGUUCCCAACUCCAGUCUCCCACAACGACGACUUGUACUCUAAGGUAACCGAUGUCAAGUCCACCAUCAAGUUCCAAUUGAAGAAGGUUCUGUGUUUGGCUGUUGCCGUUGGUAACGUCGAGAUGGAGGAGGACGUUUUGGUCAACCAGAUCAUGAUGGCCGUCAACUUCUUGGUUUCUUUGUUGAAGAAGAACUGGCAAAACGUUGGAUCUCUGGUCAUCAAGUCCAGUAUGGGUCCAUCUUACAGAUUGUACUAG